AUGAAGUCCUGGGCAAGGUGCAUCCUUCUUCUGCUGCUGCUGCUACCAGGUAAGGAACGUGGAGAUGUGUUGCCUUCAGUGUGUGGCCGUUCCAGAGAUGCUGGGAAGAUUGUGGGUGGUCAAGAUGCUCAGGAAGGACAGUGGCCUUGGCAGGUCAGCCUGUGGAUAGCUGGAGAGGGCCACAUAUGUGGGGGCUCCCUCAUCCACCCAAGGUGGGUGCUCACAGCUGCCCACUGCUUCCGUAGGUCUCAGAAUCCCAGCUUCUACAGUGUGAAGGUCGGAGGACUGACACUCUCCCUUCUGGACACCCCCAUAACCUUGGCGGCUGUGAGGAGCAUCUUCGUGUACCCCAGCUACCUCUGGGAAGACACGUCUAGUGGAGAUAUUGCUUUGGUACAGCUGGACACUCCUCUGAAGCCCUCUCAGUUCACUGCUGUCUGCCUCCCAGAAGUCCAAGCGCCUCUCACCCCCGGGACUCUAUGUUGGGUAACAGGCUGGGGGUCCACCCAAAAAAGAGACCUGUCGAGUGUCCUCCAGGAGUUAGCUGUGCCUCUCUUGGACUCAGAGGAGUGUGAGAAGAUGUACCACAUCCCAGAGAGCAGCCUGUCAGGGAAGCGACUCAUCCAGGCAGACAUGCUCUGUGCAGGCUUUGCAGAGGGCCAGAGAGACUCUUGCCAGGGUGACUCUGGGGGACCGCUGGUCUGUGUCAUCAAUAGUUCCUGGACCCAGGUUGGGAUCACCAGCUGGGGAUUUGGCUGUGCUCGGCCAUACAGGCCUGGUGUCUACACUCGGGUGCCAGCUUAUGUAGACUGGAUUCGGAGAACCGUGGCAGAGAACUCCUCUGACACCUGCGGAUGCCACUCCAGAGCCUCUGAGGCACGGCCACUGCUGCUGCCAGUGUUGCUGGCCUUAGCCUUGCCAGGGGCCAUGUGA
Messenger RNA from Peromyscus eremicus (cactus mouse), 933 nucleotides. RefSeq names its product serine protease 30-like. NCBI's taxonomy places the organism in Eukaryota, Metazoa, Chordata, Mammalia, Rodentia, Cricetidae. The transcript is spliced from 6 exons. The record is from RefSeq and is a predicted model, not a curated record. Bases 1 to 933 code for a protein of 310 amino acids. Gene Ontology annotation, biological process: proteolysis. Gene Ontology annotation, molecular function: serine-type endopeptidase activity.